UGCCAGUGUAAACAGUCUAGCAGACGGCAGCUUGGGUCGACUGAGGAGAUAUCAUGAACAAGGCACGGCAAUUGUGGAUUCAACUGAUCCCAGGGAGUUGUUCCUCCAGCUCAGUUUAACUCCGGGACUGAGGGAAUCUCUGCCUUGAGGCUCCAGUAAUCAACCACCAUGGGAUUUCUGGAUUCUGUCUCCCAGAUCAACUGACAACACAUCAAAUAUCUUCAGAUUGUUCUGAUCGGACUGGCAUAACCCUGUUCCCUGGACAGGAACAAUUAAGAUGGAAGCUGGGAAGAAGGAAUUACCAGCAGAUGAACUCCCUCCACCUCAUCAACAGAGUUCCUCUCCCAGCCCACCAGCUCCGUAUGGAUGGCAAGUGGAUUACGUGGAAGUAGAAAGUGGUGCACCAACAGCAUGCCCUCGGACAAUGCCCAGACCAGGCCACAUUCAACGGAGCCCAGACGCUGAGAAUGCAAUGAAUCCGCUGCCUAAUUAUGAAAUGGUUUCUCCACCUUACCCACCAUUGUAUCUGGAGUGUCAGCAAGCCCAUCAUAAACCAGAGACUGCCAGUCAUGGAGUUGACUUUGGGCAACAAGGCAAAGUGAAUCAGGAAUCGUUUGUGUCCCCCAGUGAGCAAGAUGCUGGGUGUACAACGGAUUUGCAGGAAAACCCUGUAGGUUCGAACCUCCCAUCAAACCAAAGUCAGCACUAUGGACAAGACCCUUCCAGUUUUCAGAUGGAUCCUGAAGUUGAACAUGCUGCAGCAAUGGUAGCGGGAGGUCCACGAGACCUGGCUGCCGUGCAAACACCAGGCACCAAAGUUGCCCCCUAUCCACUUAGUCCCCAGCAAGUGUUGUCCCCAAACUCAAUGAAUGCUGCUCUUCAAAUGCCAACUCCACCGAGGCCUUCCUUGGGAAAAAUAGGGCCCUUGCUGAGUUUUAAUUCUGACUGGUUCUUGUUCGACCAGCCAAUGCCACCCGUUGUGGCAGAACCUUUCCCGACUCCAGGCGAUGCUCAUCGCUUUAACUCUGAUCUCCAGCGAGGGGCAGAUGGUUAUCAGCAAGAGUUUACUCCUCAGCUUCAAGAUGUCAUCCCAGCCAGCCCUCAUUCACCCAAACAAUCUCCUGCAACUUCUAAAAUGGGCCCAAGUAAAGAACCAGAACAUCAAAUACAGACAGAAAGUAUGUUUAACCCUUUCAUACAAACACCAAAAACUGAUGAAGGUUACAGCUCCCCAGAUCCUCCACAGAUGCCGAUUGGUUUUGAGGCACUGGGACAUUCAGGCACAAACAUCAGUGACCAAAGCGCAGGCACUACAUCGUUCCCUGAACCACCAAAUACUCACAAGACAGAUCCUACUUUGAAAGAGGCCUGGGAGCUUUUUCCACCGGCCUCUUCCACGAAUUCUCCUCAGCCGGAUGUUCGGACUGAGCCACCAAUCCCAGUCUCUCCCAUCUCCAACCACAAAUCAUCGCCACCACCCAGAAUAAUCACUAGCGACCAGCCACGAGAGGAGCCAAGCGCGAGCGGUCACACUGAGAAUGAUUGUACUGAACCAAAGGAAAUUAAACUGAUGCCACAUCCCACCCUGAGGUAAUCGCCACCAUUCCUGCACAUCGAGUGGUUCUGAUGCUGGAGCACUGCUCCCAACUCAAGACUGUUUUAUUGAUCCAGUAUACUGGCUGCUCUUUUGAUCUUAAAAUAACUUACUUUGGUCGAAAGGUGAUAUGAAAUAUUCUCCAAUAUUAAGUAACAUCCUGCUUUUAUCCCCCUCUCUUCCCUGUGUCGCACCCAGGUGCAAAUCUGUUUCCCCAACUAUUUGCCACCUCUUUUCUCUUCCUUUCUGACCCCCGUUCCCUUCACCCAUAUACAUUCCUCUGGCUUCACAUUUCACUCCUCUGCUCUCCUUCUCUUACUCCCUCUUGUCUCUAUUUCACCACCAGCCUUCAUCACUUACCUCACCCCUCUGCCAACCAAAAACCCUUCCCCACCAGUAUCCUGUCUCCUUCCAUCCACACACCCCUCCCUCUGGCUUUACAUUUCACUCCUCUCCAUAUCUGACGCCCUUUGGUGCCACUUCUCACCUCCAGCCUUUGUCUUAAUCCACCCCUCUGCCAAAACCCCCCGCACACCUGUAUCCACCUAUCACUCGCCAGGCUUUGUCCCACCCCCACCUCUCUUUUCCAGCUUUCUUCUCUCCCCCUCCCCGUCCCCACUAC
Molecule: messenger RNA, 2216 nt
Organism: Amblyraja radiata (thorny skate)
Lineage: Eukaryota; Metazoa; Chordata; Chondrichthyes; Rajiformes; Rajidae
Product: pollen-specific leucine-rich repeat extensin-like protein 1
Exons: 3
Coding region: 278-1594 (438 amino acids)
Source: RefSeq, a predicted model, not a curated record